UUUUCACGUAGAAAUGAGAAAAGUUGUAUUAUUUUUUGCUCGCUUCCUCCCAAAAGUCACAAGUAGCCAAUAUGGCUGCGCACUGUGGCCCCCACCCUUAUCAUGUACUGUCAAACUUCCAGUCGCAUAUAAGAUACAGUAACAUUAAAACCGGUAGUAUCUAGUAUUAUUUAUAUCCAUCUUUAUUGUCUUUUAACAUUUCUCGAUAUUAAUUGGAUAAUAUGAUACAUUUAUGUUACAAAUAUCUCCCUUGAAAACAUCUGUUCAUUUGAAUGUCAGGUGCGUUCGUAAUAUUGUUCAAUGGCGAAUCGGUGACGUUCAAACAUCAAACUACAUUAAUCUACACGUGAUAACAUGUUUAAAUUCCAUUUUCAAAUCAUUUACUUUAGCCUAAAUUUGAAUCGAUAUAAAGAAAUAAUUACUGGAUAUUUAAAAGAAAUUUUUUAGUAAUAACAACAUAAUUAGUCAAUGUACCUUGCUUAGGCUAAUUGAGUAAGAGGUGAGGACAAAAAAAUCAAUUUCCACAUUCACUAUUCAUCAUAAGCAUAUUGAAUAUAUCAUAAUGGGAAAAAUUAAAGUAAAAGUUGAUGUGGAUUAUUCAAUUAUUAUAGAGAUGUGAAGAAAAAUGUGAAAAUAGUUGUGUAUGAGCAAAAACCAUAAUUAUGUUGAUAAACAAUAUUGAAAUUUCUUCAUAUGAUUAAUAGUUAAGAAUCUAGUAGUAAAUCAUGGAUUAUGAUUACAUGUCAUUUCAUAGAGAAAAAGAUGUUCAUAACAAAUGCUAUGGUGGAAGAUUAUGGUGUAUAAAAGAUAUAUGUGGAAUUAUAUGUGCAGUUUUAACAUGGUUAUUAAUAAUUUAUGCAGAAUUUGUAGUAAUGGCUGUUAUUCUUAUUCCUACAAUAAAUACUUUAUACUCUAGUUUAAACACUGCAAUAUUUCAGUCAUUAGCUUUUUUAGCAUUUGCAUCUCAUUUAAAGACAAUGUUUACAGAUCCUGGUGCUGUUCUAAAAGGAAAUGCUACAAAGGAAAUGAUAGAACAAAUGGGAUUUAGAGAUGGACAAGUCAUUUUUAAAUGUCCUAAAUGUUGUUCUAUUAAACCUGAUAGGGCACACCAUUGUUCUGUUUGCCAAAGAUGUAUUAGAAAAAUGGAUCAUCAUUGUCCAUGGGUUAAUAAUUGUGUUGGAGAAAAUAAUCAAAAAUAUUUUGUACUUUUUACUUUCUAUAUAGCAGGAAUGUCAUUGCAUUCUUUAUUCUUAUGUAUACAACAAUUUGCUACAUGUGUAAGACAGGAAUGGAAAGAAUGUUCUACAUUUAGUCCACCUGCAACAGUGGUAUUAUUACUUUUUUUGGCUUUUGAAGCCCUCCUAUUUGCCAUUUUUACAGUUGUAAUGUUAGGAACGCAAUUACAAGCAAUUUGGAAUGAUGAAACUGGUAUUGAACAACUUAAAAAGGAAGAAGCCAGAUGGGUUCGUAAUAGUAGAUGGAAAUCUAUUCAAGCUGUAUUUGGAAGAUUUUCCAUUGCUUGGUUUUCGCCGUUUACUUCUCCUCCAAAAGGAAAAACAAAGCAAGAUUCUUAUUUAUAUUCCGUAUAAUAUGUAUUACGGUUUAUGGUUGAUUCCCAGGGAUAUUUAAUAUUUUUAAAUAUAAAAUAAUUAUGACGUAUCAUGUACAAGUGAAUAGAAUAUUUGUAAUCUUAUAUUGUUACCUAACAUUCUUAUUUUAUUGCGACCAUUUUUUAAAGACUUACUUAUAAUGUACUACAUUAUAUGUAGUACAAAUAUAUUAUAGUUAAAGUAUGUAAAUUUAUAAGCAUACGAUAUAGUAUGUGUCUUGUAAAGCUUCUUGUGCUAAAAUAUUGAAAUUAUUAUAUUGCGGUAAUGACAACGCUGAGCUAAUUUUUAUCUAUGAUAAUAUCGACACUAAACUAGACUCGUAAACUGAAAUUUGUUUAUUGUAUUAAUAUACACAUUACAUCGUAGAAAUUAAUAUACAAUGAAACUAUGCGAUUGUAUUAUAUGUGAUUGAAUAUAUGUACAUGACAUUAGUUUA
Molecule: messenger RNA, 2046 nt
Organism: Apis florea (little honeybee)
Lineage: Eukaryota; Metazoa; Arthropoda; Insecta; Hymenoptera; Apidae
Product: palmitoyltransferase ZDHHC3
Molecular function (GO): palmitoyltransferase activity
Source: RefSeq, a predicted model, not a curated record